Molecule: messenger RNA, 924 nt
Organism: Funneliformis geosporum
Lineage: Eukaryota; Fungi; Glomeromycota; Glomeromycetes; Glomerales; Glomeraceae
Source: the annotation of a GenBank genome assembly
AUGAAAUUAAACCCUAAAUCGUUCGCGUCCUUAGUUUCGAUUUUACUAUAUAUUGCGGAAUCAACCUUUGCAGCCGCAGUUCCUAAGAAAGCUUUUACUUCUCUUAUUGUAUUUGGAGAUUCUUAUACUGAUAAUGGUAAUGGUACAUUUGUAAUAACCAAUGGAACCGUUCCCCCUUCUCCACCAUAUUUUGAAGGAAGAUUUUGUAAUGGACCAGUUUGGGUUGAAUACUUAGCUGGUGAGCUUGGUAUUCCAUUAAUUGAUAAAGCUUUUGGAGGAGCCACAUCCGAUUCAAAUUUGGUACGUAGUGCAUCCGGUCCUGAUGCAACUUUCGACGUGCCUGGAGUCAUACAACAAAUCGAUGCUUAUAUACAAGAAUUACGAGAAAAAGGAGUUGAAAAAUUUGACGAAAACGCUUUAUUUUCGGUUGUCCUUGCUGGAAAUGAUUAUUCUUAUUCAUUAGAUCAAGGACAAGUAGUUGCACCUGAAAAAGUGGUUGAACGAAUUAUGCUAAACCUUCAAACAUUGUUUGAAUUUGGCGCAGCAAAUAUUAUCGUGAACACCAUGCCGAAUUUCUCCAAUAGUCCAUUGUACGCUCAAUCAAAUGUAUCAGAAGCCAUCACAAAUAUUGUUGAAACUCAUAAUCAAUUACUAAAAAGUUCCCUUGAUGAGUUCGUUAAAAGCACUAAAGCGAACAUAUUUAUUUACAAAGCCGAUGAAUUAUUUACUGAAUUUACCACGACAAACUUUCAUGAUGAGAUUAACGUUUCAAAAAGUUUUAAUGAACAAUGUAUCACUUAUGUUGCUCAAAAUAGACCUCAACCUUGUGAUCAACCGGAUCAAUACAUCUUUUGGGAUCGGGUUCAUGUUACUACCAAGAUACAUAAAGUUAUAGCUGAAAAUGUUUUGGAAUUAUUAGGUUGA